This is a messenger RNA of Carassius auratus (goldfish), 422 nucleotides long. Its product is annotated as cilia- and flagella-associated protein 251-like. NCBI's taxonomy places the organism in Eukaryota, Metazoa, Chordata, Actinopteri, Cypriniformes, Cyprinidae. The record is from RefSeq and is a predicted model, not a curated record. The transcript has a single exon. The annotation marks the transcript as partial.
CUGAGGGCUAAAGAAGAGAUCUGUUCAUCUAACUCAGUAUGUAUAAAGCUUUUGACAGCCGUUGGGAAAAUGAAAGCAAGGACGAUGAAGGAUCACUGUCUUCUUCCUCCUUCUGGACGGAUCAGGAAAGUGAAGGGGAAGACAGGGACUGUGUUAAGAAAGAAAACAGAGCAAUUGAGAGAAAGCCUGAAGAAGACAGUAAGGAUGUCAAAGACAGCUUUUUACUGGGAGGUGAUAUAAAGAAGAGGGUGAAGGAGAAUGAGACGGGAAAGGGGAAGUAUCCUGAGGAAGAUGAGAGAGAAGUAGAGAGAGAAUGUUUCAUAGAUGAGGAAAUUAAAAACGGCAUAGAGAUGACAAGAACAAGGCAAGAAGAGGAGGAAGAAAGUGGAGAGGAGGAGGAAGAAAGUGGAGAGGAGGAGGAG